AUGCAUUUCUCCAUCCCCGAGACGGAGGUUCGCUCCGAUGUAAUAAAAUGGAUCGCUUACAAUAUCCAUGUGAAUGGUGUCUUGCAUUGUCGAGUACGUUACAGCCAACUCCUGGGCCUCCAUGAACAGAUAAAAAAAGAAUAUGGAAAUAAUGUGGUGCCAGCUUUUCCACCAAAGAAGAUCUUCACCCUCACACCGGCUGAAGUCGAACAGAGAAGAGAACAGUUAGAGAAGUACAUGCAAGCUGUGCGUCAGGACCCCAUUCUGGGAUCCAGUGAGAUGUUCAACAGCUUUUUGAGAAAAGCUCAACAGGAGACCCAGCAGAUUCCCACUGAGGAGGUGCAGCUAGAAAUCUACCUGUCCAAUGGACAGAAGGUCAAAGUCAACAUCCUCACAUCGGACCAGACUGAAGAUGUUCUGGAGGCUGUGGCCUCAAAGCUCGACCUUCCUGAUGAGCUGGUGGGAUAUUUCAGCCUCUUCCUGGUUCAGGAGAGGGGGGAUGGGGGAUGCACGUACGUGAGAAAACUGCAAGAAUUUGAGCUGCCCUACGUGUCCAUCACCAGCCUGCAUAGUCCCGACUACCGUAUCGUCCUCCGUAAAAGCUACUGGGACACAGGCUACGACAGUGAUGUCAUGGAUGACCGUGUGGGACUCAACUUGUUAUAUGCUCAGGUCACAGUCUCCGGGGUUUAAAAGCGGUUGUCUGAAAUAGAGCGGGGAUGGAUCCUUGUGAACAAAGAGCAGCACAGGCAGCUGAAAUCCCUGCAGGGAUAAAGGCUCAAAGAAGGAGGUACGUGCUGAGACUUCAUCAGAUUGGCCUCCGACUCUGGGAAGUACUCUGGCUAUAUCAAGUUUGAUCCCUGCAUCACAGAUUUUCCUGAGAAGGGCUGUCAUGUUAUAGUUGGUGCUGGUAACAACGAACUCAACUUUCACGUCAAAUUGCCCAGUGAUCAGAUUGAAGGAGGCAGCGUCAAAGUCACACGCAAUGAGAUGAUGGCGGGCAGGUUCCUGUGGCGAAACGGCUUCACCGCAAACCCAAGCAGUUCCAGUAAAUGUGACGUGAAACUAGAGCUGGCCUUCGAGUACUUGAUGAGCAAGAGACCGUCUGCAUUUUUAUUGUUUUUCCCCCGGGCUAUCAUGAUGAGUAUCUGCCUGCAGUCUAUGGUAGAUGAGCUGAUGGUGAAGAAAUCUGGCGGAUAAGCAUUAAAAAGGUCAAUGCAGAAGAAGCGACUGAACUGAACGGCUCGUUCCAGCGCUCUGGACAGUCAGCAAGUUGUGAAGUCUCCUCCAUUACUGGAUUCCCCUGAUCCCAGCCGUGAACAAGUAGUCAAACUCUCUACCAAGCUGUCGUCUGUCUCCCUGAGAGGACUAAGUUCUUCCAACUCAGCCAGUGACAUCAGUGGCAAUGAUUUCCAUGGAAACUACUCCUUUUUUGAAGGAAUAGGGGACGAUGACCUGUGUGAUGGAGUCAUCCUCAAAGACUGGACUAAAGGAGACAGAUUCAUUUAGCGGUUUCUCUGCGAUGAGUGUAGUUUAAUAGACGCCCAGUUCUGCAGUUUUGUAAUCCAUUUUUGAAAAAAAAAAAAAUAUUUCAAGGGUUUCAAAAAUGGCCUAUGAAGUACAUAAUUUUGACUCGAGUCUCUCAUUACUUCUAUGAGAGUCCUCAGAUUCAGUGCUCGCUCAAUUAAAGUAACAAAAAUUGGAUAAUUUCAUAUUUGAGGCAUAAUUAGAGACAACGUCAAUGGUUAAAUUAAUACAGGGUUACAUAGGCACCUCAGGGCAAGUUGCUACAUUCAAGAGAGGCUGUGAUGAAAUUUUCUUCUGAAGACGGGCUUUAUUGAAUCGUACUUCCUUACUAGAGACACAAAACUGUGCUUUUCCACUCAUGUCAUUAUCUGGCAGACACAAAAUUCCUGUUGUCUCAUUUUCUCGACUGCUCAUGACAGUAGUUGCCUACUAGAGUAAGAUCCAUACCAGCGAACUCUGUUAUGUUCCCUUCAAAAUCAGUUUUGAGAAUAUUAUUUAAUAGAGAUGUGCUUCGUAUCGUUCAGUGUGCCAAUGUUGCUCAAACUAUUGCGUGGUAGCGGCAAUAUUAUCCAAUGGCGUGGUAGAUCUCUGCAGCUUCCUGUUUGUUUGUUUUUUGUUUUUUUUCAGGAGAGGUAACCUCGACCUGACGCCUACUGCAUAUUCAUUGCAUAUCCUGGAUGAAAAUACAAGAUCUUUAUUGUGGCCUGCUUUUUCUCUGCCUUAUGCUGAUUCAGACGCCUUACAGUUUAACUUCUCAAAUUUAACAUUAAAUGUAGCGCCGGGCACAAGUUGGCUAAAAAGCUUCUCUCAAUCUGGCCUCAGCUGUGUCCUGAAUCUCUUGUUUUGGUGUGUUCGGCAGGCCCGCUUGCACUAG
Messenger RNA from Cyprinus carpio (common carp), 2401 nucleotides. Its product is annotated as sorting nexin-17. Gene Ontology annotation, molecular function: phosphatidylinositol binding. The record is from RefSeq and is a predicted model, not a curated record. Gene Ontology annotation, biological process: signal transduction; intracellular protein transport. NCBI's taxonomy places the organism in Eukaryota, Metazoa, Chordata, Actinopteri, Cypriniformes, Cyprinidae. Gene Ontology annotation, cellular component: early endosome.